UCCAGUUUCAGCACGAACUCCUCCAGGAAGAGUCGCUCACUGAUCAUGUUCCUCCUAAUCUCAAUCAUCUGGAUGUUAGCGGCGCUUCUGCUCUCCAACUUGAGUUUGCGGUCUCUCGCUGCGUCAUUUCUGUCUGUAGAAAUGCGCAAAGGGAGCAGAGCUUGUGGAGUCCUGCAGCCCGUCCGCCUCCCGGAACCGCAGCUCUCUCCGAACCCUUUCUCCUCCUCUUCCUCCUCCCUCGCCUCCCCCUUUCCCCUCCGCUGCCUCCCAGCCCCGCAGGUUCAAUCUGCGCCCCUGUUUCCUGUCACAUGGGCUGGAAAUCGGAUCCUUGUUUUCUACUAUCUGCUGUCUUUGUGGUGUCAGAGGAGCAGCAGGAGCAGACCUCAAGUUCAGUCCGUCAGUCAGUCCGUGCUGGUCGCGUGCGCGCCAGGCUGCUCUCCACCUGAGACUUUCCGAGCUUUUACGCACCAUGGACUCGUGCGCCGUCUCCUCCGCGCUCCUGCUCGCCGGCUUGCUGUGCUCGGCGGCUCUCAGUCACUUUGACACCGAGUGUUACACCGCCAACGGCGAGGACUACCGAGGCCUUCAGAACAUGACCAGCCUUCAAGCCGGCAAACCCUGCCUCUUCUGGAACGAGACCUUCCAGCAUCCGUACAACACGCUCAAGUAUCCCAACGGAGAAGGAGGUCUGGGAAGCCACAACUACUGCAGGAAUCCUGACGGAGACGUUCAGCCGUGGUGCUACAUCGCCGACCACGAGGACGGGAUCUACUGGAAGUACUGCGACAUCCCAACAUGUCAGAUGCCGGGAAACUUGGGCUGCUUCAAGGACAGCGGUAACCCGCCCACGCUCUCCGGCGCCAACGAGAUCUCCACCAAGCUGACCAUUCAGAACUGCAUCAGCUUCUGCAGGAAGAGGAGAUACAGGCUGGCCGGGAUGGAGUCCGGACACGCCUGUUUCUGUGGAAACCAAGUGGAGCUGCAGGACCACGGCGAGUCGCCCGGCAUGGACUGCAACCACGUCUGCUUCGGGGACCACACGCAGCCGUGCGGGGGGGACGGCUGGGUCAUCGUCUUUGACACUCGAGUGGGCGCCUGCGGCGGGAACUACACCUCGCCAUCUGGAGUCAUUUACUCCCCCGACUUCCCCGACAAAUACAGCGCGAGCCGCGUGUGCUACUGGACCGUGCAGGUCCCCGGAUCCUUCGCCAUCCUCUUCAACUUCACCUUCUUCGACAUCUCCGACCAGGCCGACAUGGUGGAGCUUCUGGACGGCUACACCAACCAGGUGGUGGCGCGUUUCGACUGGCGCAGCCCCCCGCGGGAGCUGGUCAACAUCACCGGUGACUUCGUCAUUCUGUACUUCUACUCCGACCGCACCAACCAGGCGCAGGGCUUUGCACUGCUCUACCAAGCGCUCCGACACCAGGAAACCAGAACAAUAGGAGGCGACGACGAGAAGGACGUCUGGAGCACGGCGGGGCCGGCGCCGGCCGCCACCACAGAGAGAUCCAACGGCACGUCCAACGGGCACACCUCCCAGAUCCUCUUCAUCACGUCCAGCCCCGGAAAACCGGAGCACAACAUGCCAGGUCAGUGGGCUGGACGCGGCGAGACCAACGGCCACAGCACCAUGUGGACCAUCUACGCUCUGGCCGCUCUCCUCAUCCUGACCGUCGUCGCCAUGGUCGCCAAGCUGCUGCUGCACGUCUCAGUCAAGUCCGCCAACAUCCCGACCGUCAGCGGCUCCGACGGCUGCAGCCAGAACACGGCGGCGGCGUCCGAGCCGUGGAUCAUCCUGUACCGACCCUCCACCAUCUCCCUGUUCAAGAAGAAGCUGAAGAGCCACCACGGAGACCUCAGCCCCCUGGUGGGCAACUAGAGGCCGACGCCCCCACCCUCCGAAAAUACAGACCGCCAGAGUGACUGCAGCAGGAGGGGCUUAACCCCCCCACUCACACCAAAGAGGAGCGAUGGGGGGGGAUAUGAUGAGAUCCUGAUGAGCAGAUCCUCCAUCACCCCCCGACUAAAGGGGGUGGGGGGCGGGACACGGAGUCCCAAUGACAUCACAGCACUUCAGUGAUGUCAUCAUCAGUCAGAAGAUGCCCCGCCUCUCCAGCGUUCAAGUGCCUUAAGGACCUCCUCCUCCUCCUCCCCAGGAGGAUCUCAGACAUGAAGAGGACCCCCCCCAUGUAAAAUGACGUUCUCAGGGGACCAAAGCUGGUGUAACUGUUUCAGAGAUUCUGUUUGAACAGAUAUUUAUGAGUCUACGUUUCACUGAAACGUCUCCUGGAUGCUUCAGAGGACGGCGCCGGUGUUCCUCUGAGCGGUCAAACCGCCGCUUGUCCCCCCCCAAACGUUACCUGCACUUAACGCGGCUCUGAUCCCGCUCUUCUUCAUCCGGGGGGUAAAAACAACACCGUGGCACUUCAAACAGCGGCGGCUCUCUGAGCGCGCCCAGAACAGAGGCGGGGCUAACCGGAGCUGACACUCGGGAUCCGCGCUUGUUUGGAUUGUCUCCUGAAUUAUGCAAACUCCCGUUUUCUGCUCCCGACAGCCGGAAAAUUCCCAGGAGAAAAGGCGCUUUUCCCAGAUUGCCAAAUGGAAAAUGACAUGAACUAAACCUGAGGGGGCGGGGUUUGUGGAGCUGUAAAUAAAAUAGUAAAAUGUUUAAUUUAUACAGUAAAUUAUUGUUAUUUUGUAAGUGAGCGGGAUAUCAUCUAUCUUUUGUAUUCGUGAAGUAUCUUUGUAGUUUAACUUAAAGCGUCCUGUUGCAGAAUAAACACUGUUUGCAUGUUUGCUA
Messenger RNA from Oryzias melastigma (Indian medaka), 2803 nucleotides. RefSeq names its product kringle containing transmembrane protein 1 (gene kremen1). Bases 470 to 1882 code for a protein of 470 amino acids. Gene Ontology annotation, biological process: multicellular organism development. The record is from RefSeq and is a predicted model, not a curated record. Lineage: Eukaryota; Metazoa; Chordata; Actinopteri; Beloniformes; Adrianichthyidae. The transcript has 9 exons. Gene Ontology annotation, cellular component: plasma membrane.